Messenger RNA from Symsagittifera roscoffensis, 2144 nucleotides. Its product is annotated as leucine-rich repeat and fibronectin type-III domain-containing protein 2-like. NCBI's taxonomy places the organism in Eukaryota, Metazoa, Xenacoelomorpha, Acoela, Convolutidae. The transcript has 5 exons. The record is from RefSeq and is a predicted model, not a curated record. Gene Ontology annotation, cellular component: plasma membrane. Gene Ontology annotation, molecular function: protein binding. The coding region runs from base 70 to 1995 and encodes 641 amino acids.
AUUAUAAUUCGGUUUAGUUUUAUCCAAACUCAUUCAAGAUAUCAAUAAAACUUCUAUUGAACUGUUGAAAUGACUUUAUCAAAUUACUUUUUAAAUUUUGUUUUGUUAUUUUUAAUUUUAAAGUCAGUUAGUCCCAGUAUUUUGUGUAGUUAUGCGGAUUCGGAGAAAACAAUUGCGAAUUGUGCAAACUUGAAGUUGCGUGAAGUCCCCUCUCAGUUGAACAGUCAUUUAACUCGCCUCGAUCUACCUUAUAAUGAAUUGAUGACUCUUUCUGAAAACGAUUUUGUCCCAUACCCCCAUCUGAAGCACCUUCAAUUGCAAUCAAACGAAAUCAGUUCAAUUCAUCAGUUGACGUUCCUGAAAACACAGUUUUUAACUUCACUUUACUUAAACCAAAACAGUUUUAAAACCCUCAGUUUUUCUGUGCCUCGUUCACUAGAACGGAUAAACGCCAGAUCAUGCGGCAUUAGAUCAAUCGAUCCCGCCUUCUUUGACGGCCUAAAGUUUCUGGAGAGUGUCGACUUAUCGAACAAUCUGUUGAAUGAAUUGCCUGAUGAUCUGUUCAGAGGCGUCAGGGUGCAGUCUAUUGAGCUUUCUGUGGACUUCAGCUCGAAUAACUUAAGAGGGGUCAAGGCCAGCAGUGUAAAGUCUCUGAUCAACGGAAGUGCCUCAUACAGCCAGCUGAGACUGUACUUGAAUGAGAACCCCAUCCACUGCAACUGUCUCAUGCGUUGGGUGUCCCAGUUCACAUCCAAUCCCUCAGUAGGUCCCACCCAGUUGGACGUCCAGGGCACUUGUUCCUCCCCUCUCGAGCUGCAAGGGAUCAGGGUGCGAGAUGUGCCAGGGAGGAUGAUGAAGUGUGAGGCUCCUCUGAUCCAGAACGAGCGAGAAGUGUUUCUCUUUUCGGAACACACGGAGAAAGCUGUGGUGAGAUGUGAAGCGACGGGAGAUCCAACGCCCUAUGUGUUUUUUCAAGUCAAAUCUAUUGAUGCUGUACUACUCCCCGGACAAAAACUGGGAAGGUUCUCGGUAGACUUCGAGGGAAACUUGCGAAUAUCCAAAGUGCGCAUGGAAGACGCCGGCGCCAUCCUUUGCAUUGCCGGCAACGUGGUCCAGAACACCACUGGAAUCCUGUCGAUUGAAGUAUCCGGUGCUCUUUCUCAGUCGGAAACAGCAGCCAUUGUUUCCGCAGUUAUGGUCUUCAUAUCCAUACUUCUUCUGCUUCUCACAGUUUUCUUGAUUUUUAAAUGCUGUCCCUGCUGUCCCAAACCCAAACUGUCGAAUCUCUGUCGGAGUAGAUGCCAGUCGAGUCAAUACUCCAUUGAGAACUUCAAAGACAGCUCCAACACUUUUGGAAGGGUUGUUCACGCUUCAUCUCUGAGCACGGCUAAUAUCACUACGAGUACUAUCCAUGGGCUGGAUUUCGACCCAGAAGAGAGAUCACAGGUGCGCCUGGAACGUUCACUCAGAGAAUUUUCUAAAGACGGAUUUCAGCAAUCAGCCAAUCAACGAUCUCUUUUGAAUCAAUCGCUGACUAAUCACAGCACCGGAAGCAGGAAUGGCCAUCCAGUCAGAUAUCAGCCAAUCAGAUCAUCUGACAUAGAUUCUCUCGAGAUUGUUCCGAGGAGGGUUUCCGAGGCAUCGGAACAUAGUCCUAGCAAUCAGAUGAAUGGGAAUGACUCCCUGGAAAAUCACAACUAUCAAAACCUUCCAAAUGUGAACACAAAUCCGAACUCAAACCCAAAUUACCAGCCCCAGUUAAACCCGCCGCCUGAUAUUUCGCCUAAUUUCCUUUCUCCGGAUGGAAAUUACGAGGAUGAGGAUGAUCCCUUUGAUGAGAUCCAAAGUAACCCUGUGCUUUUCUGUGCGGCAAAACUGCCGGGCGACAUCCAGCUGUUUCCAGAACCAGAAGAGUUUCUAUCUAACGAUAAUCCGCUAACUUCAACUACGGGUCGGAGGAAGAAAAAGGAAAAAAGCUCAAACACAGAUUGCUAGCCCGAAUCUUUACGAAAUGCUUCUUUUUGGUUUUACUAAGAAACAUUUAGAAAAUUCACUAAAAUUAGUUCUUCAAAUGCCGUUAAAAGAAAUCAUCGAACAGAUUUUGAAACAAACAUUAGGAAAAUCAAUUUAUUUGCAAAAAAUGA